UUGACAAAUGACAUUCAAGUCCUACGAGGUCAAUAAAUUUUACAGCUGCCGGUUGCUUUUGUUUCAUCAAAUCGCUAAUUGUUUUUCUAAUUGUUAAAAAUACACGGGCUUACCAAAGAUUUCAAUAAAUCGUCAUCAAACUUCCCAUAGUUUUAUUUUUGCAGUCGUUACUUCUUGUCUGCAGUUGUGGAGAGAAUACACAGAAUGAUGGACGGUGUAGUACACCCGCACCCGGGGGUGGUGCACGGCGGCAUGCCGGGCGUAGUGCACGGCAUGCCCGUGCACGGAGCGGGCCCCGAUGGCGAGCACGCUCCGCACGGUCCGAGGCGCCGCUACCAGAACAGACCUAAACCGCCGAAUAAUACAGAGCGAUUACCGUUAGAUGAAGCUGCUAAGAGAGAAAUGGAAUCCCUUCCAAUGAAGACACCAGUAUCUGUGCUGCAAGAAUUGCUAGCUCGACGUGGAACAGUCCCUAAGUAUGAACUUGUCCAAAUCGAGGGCAUGAUUCACGAGCCUACGUUCAGAUACCGCGUCACUGUCGCUGAUUUAGUUGCCAUGGGUACCGGUAGAUCUAAGAAAGAAGCUAAACACUCCGCCGCUAAGGCACUGCUGGACAAGCUCACUGGAGCUGCACCAGCUGACCAGCCCACUAAUGGAAAUGUACCAGAGGCCAGCACGGUGGUGUCGUCAUUCGAAGACAAGCUGAUGGGCAAUCCUGUGGGCUGGCUGCAGGAGCUGUGCAUGUCGCGCUUUUGGCCACCGCCCUCGUACCACGCGGAGAACGACGACAAUGUUAACAGACGUCUACCUCACGAGCGGCAGUUCACAAUAGUGUGCACUCUAUUGAAGAGACGCGAAGUAGGCACCGGCAAGGCUAAGAAGCUGGCCAAGAGACAAGCUGCAUACAAGAUGUGGCAGGCGCUGCAAGACAACCCUCCGGAAUCCUUCCAGCCUGAAGAAGAGGGCGGUGUCGCGGCCCGAUAUGCCGACUUGAAAGAUAGUAAAAUAUCAACAUUGACCACGAGUCACAGCCACAAGGUGUCGCAGUUUCACAAACACCUCAAACAGUCUGUCGGGCCCAACCUGGCCAAGUUGCAGGUGACACCACUGAACAACAAAGACUUCAACUUUGUCAAGUUCCUGCAAGAGAUCGCUUCGGAACAAUCUUUUGAGGUCACUUAUGUGGAUAUUGAGGAGAAAUCAAUGACGGGUCGGUGCCAGUGUCUCGUGCAGUUGUCCACUCUGCCAGUAGCGGUGUGCUACGGCUCUGGACUAACGAGCAAGGACGCACAGUCUUCGGCAGCGCAAAACGCCCUCGAGUAUCUAAAAAUCAUGACCAAAAAGUGAAUAGCCUCGACAUCUCGCGACAUCUAUAACGCCCGGUGACCGUCUAUCCAAUAUGACAAAUUUGUUAUACGUAAAAUAUAUGGCCACUAACACAUCACACUAUUUACAUAUAAAAAAUGGGUUGUGCGUAUAGAAGCCACUCGGGGCUGGCUCGAUGUCGCGUGGAUUAGAGUCCACUUAACACCACUCUUGGCAUUUGCCAAAGCGCUUCGGGCUAUGCUGUAUAACUGGCAUAUUUGCAGUGUUACCAUUAAAGAGUACUCUGUUUUGUUAACCCUUGUUGUUUAUUUAUGUUUUUUUUAAUGAUGAAAAUAUAUUUAUAAAUCGCAUAAUAAGACGAGCUUUAAGUUUUCUGUUACUAAAAUUUUAGAGUAAAAAUUUUACUUUUCUUGAAAGACAUAAUGAUUUUGUAAGUGUGAAGUUUAUUCAUGAUUGAGAAUUUGGUUACUGUCCUAGGUAAGUUAUAUAUCAAUUCAUAAUUUUCUAUACUGAGAAUAUUCUAUAUUUCUCAAGUUUAUUAUUUAUUUUUUUUUACAAUUUUAUUUUUUUGUACGUUAUUGAUAUAAGUGAAGAAUUCCUGAGUUCUUUGAAUUUUAUGUUGUGUAAAGGAAUAUGACAUGAUCGAUAUUCUUUUAAACAUUCUCUCCAACUCGACUGCGAAUGUGCGAGAGUACACAGCAUAGCCCGUACACUUAAGGAACAAAGUAUGGAGUGGUCAUAUAAUAAAUACAAGCUAUACUUUGCAUAGAAUUAGUGUAAUUUUCCCAGCGUGGAAAUUACUAAAAAAAAUAAAAAAGUAAAAAAAAAAAAUAAAAAAUAAUAUAAAAUAACAAAAAAGUGUGUAUUAUAACUUUCCAGUUUAAUAUUCAGCAUAAUUUAGGCAUGUUUUGCAUUAAUAUUGAAUUGAAAUCAUUACCUACUUAUCAAAAUCAUUAGCUUUAAUAUAUAAUAUUAUAAUAAAAUGAUAGAUUUUUCAUGUAAUUUAUUUAAACUUAUUUGUUUCGUCUGGUGUGUUGAGAUUUUUCUAACAUGCUGAGCAUUAAACGGAAAAAUAUUCUCAGCUGGUAAUGUCUUGUUGACGAACUGUCCGAACCUUUGCUUUAUUUUUGAUUUUUAAUAUCCCUAUUUAUUUUAAUCAAUGAAUUCCCCAGAAAUAUAUGAUCAAGCAUUUAAAUUAAGUUUAACACCAUAGUUACAGUUAUAGUUGUUAUUUACUCGAAAUCUUAAACGAGCAAGGGUUGGGUCUUGCGCGAGAUGGAUUAUGUAACGAGGCAGGAUUGAAAUUAAAAUGAAUUUUACCAAUAAUUGUGUAAAUUUUGUUUUUAUACAUGAUGGUAAACUUUGCAUGGAGGCUGAGAACUAUGUGUUUGAGUGAAUAUAAUAUCACUGGAAAUAACGGAUGUGGAGCUAGGAGAUCCCUUGCCUGUGAAAAUGGGCAUUAUUUUAAUGCAAAGUAUAGAGGUUGUAACAUUUUCUAUCAGUACAGAGCCGUCGUGACUCGCCGACUGAAGGCUACGAUGGUUCUGCACACCGAGUUUCUUUUAAAUUGAAUGGUGUGAGUUCAACCUGCCCCUAAAUUGGUCGCACUGUUCAACUUAGAAAAGACUAAUUUGAAUAAAGGAAUGGAGUUUCAACCAAGACCUACUAAAUAAAACUAUAAUGUCCGACCAUCGAGACAUCGGAGUUCACGUAUUAUAAUUUAUGUUUAGUUAGUCUUGGUUUUACUAUUUAUAUCGAUAAACUGUUGUAAUUGUAGAAAAUAAUGUCACUGUCACUGACGUAGAAACUUACACUGUACAUUUCACUUGCAUAGAUCUAAAAACUUGUAAAAGAUGAUACAUUGUGAAAAUGUGAAAAUAAACGUUUUCUUUGUUUUGCUAGUAUUGAAUUUGCUAAUAACUACAAUAAAAUUGGUGUUGCUUAUAA
This is a messenger RNA of Zerene cesonia (dogface butterfly), 3273 nucleotides long. RefSeq names its product interferon-inducible double-stranded RNA-dependent protein kinase activator A homolog (gene Loqs). The record is from RefSeq and is a predicted model, not a curated record. Bases 205 to 1347 code for a protein of 380 amino acids. The transcript is spliced from 8 exons. Lineage: Eukaryota; Metazoa; Arthropoda; Insecta; Lepidoptera; Pieridae.